Stereum hirsutum FP-91666 SS1 is the source of this 2028-nucleotide messenger RNA. RefSeq lists its product as uncharacterized. The transcript has a single exon. Lineage: Eukaryota; Fungi; Basidiomycota; Agaricomycetes; Russulales; Stereaceae. Bases 1 to 2028 code for a protein of 675 amino acids. The record is from RefSeq and is a predicted model, not a curated record.
AUGCUAGCCUCGCUCGUCCCGCCGCUCGUCCUUGGCGCGAUCUCUUCCUUCUGGGCAGCCUACCACCUCAUCUCACGCUACGAUUCCUCCCUCUUCGCGUCUCACCGCACUCACAACCCUCACUCGCACUAUCCGGACUCGUAUAUAAUCGACGUUGGCCUCCCCCCUCUCGCGCUCUAUCUUCCCCACUCACCCUCGACUCCAACUCCACCUCCACCUCAGUCACAUCCUACACUCGACCCUUCAAAAUCCUAUCUCUCCUACCUCCCCCACUCCGGCUUCCACAACCAACGGAUCGCGCUCGAAAACGCACUCACGCUCUCUUCCAUCCUAAACCUCACGCUCAUCGUCCCGCCCGUAAGGCUUGGAGCGAGACCGUUGACGUAUGCGAAGUUUGGGAUUUUGGAGGGGGGGUGGAGAGGGGCGGGGAAGGAGGGGUUGGCGCACUGCGGUGCUCUUGCGGGUGUAGAGGUCGGCCUACCACCGGAAUGUCUCGAUUAUUUCGACUAUACAUACGUAGCUUGGGACUGGCUCAUCGACUUUGAGCACCUCGUCUCGACUGCCUCCACCAUUCCCGACACCAAUCCCGUCACAUGGCUCGGAUGGCCUGAUACUGACUAUUAUUGGUUACACGCGGGCGAUAUCGACCUCGGACUUGGAGAAGGUUGGGCUCAAAGUGACGACGGGAGGAUAACGGUGUUGAAAGACACGACGGCCUAUGAGUUUCGGUUCGUGGAUUAUGAGCUUCUGGGUACGAAUCGAUAUAAUGCAACGUCGACACAUCCGAGGUAUACGACCGAUAUACCCAUCGAGUCCCUGCUUGAUUAUUUCGCUCCAUCCUCAUUCGCUCGCUCCCCUCCCUUCUUGCCACCUUCCUCUUCCUCGCCUCAACACGAACCCUCACCCGAUUCCGCAAGUAACGCACCCGAACUUAAACCCGCAACAAACACCCCCAAGGUCCUGCAACUCUCCUCCCUCUUCGGAUCCUCCCGUCUCCACCUAACAACACCCUCCCACCUCGCUCUCCAACGCGGUAUCAGGGAGUCUAUGGUUUUUGGUGAUCGGGGUACCGGUGCCGGUGAAAUUCUGGGUGGGAUGGUUGGGGAGGUUGUUGGGGCUUUGGGGGCGGUGGGGGGCGGUGUAGGGGUUAGCGGUAGCGAUUUGGGCGAUCAAGAAAGAAGUGGGAAGGAUAGAAGCGGGGAUGAAGGGAAUGGACGAGAAGGAGGACAGAAAGCCAGGAUAAAACAAAUAAAAGGCGCAGGGACGUACCUUGGUGCACACCUUCGUCUCGGCGACGGAAAGUUCAAGUCUGGAGGAAGGGAGACGGUGAGAGAGGUGUGGUAUGGGCUUGUUGUGAGGGAGAUGGGAGUGAGUUUUGCGGAGGCGGGGAGGUUGGAACGUAUCCUUCUUGGUGGCGAUGGUGAGGGUCGGAGAGGCAGUGAGGGAGAGGAGGGGUUGGAGCCGAUGAUAGAAAGAGACGUACCGAGGCAUAAAGAACCCGUUCCACCAGGCUUUCGACCUCCCUUUCCCCUUCCCAUCCCACUCUCCUUAAACACCUCCACCAACUCAACUACCACAACAACAUGUCGUCGCCCCCUGCACGUCCAUCCAGACAUGAAAAAAUUCAACAUCCCCCUCUACAUAUCCACCGAUGCACGCGCUCCGGCUAACGAUGCUACAUUCGAGUUAUUGCUGAGGACGUGGCCAUGUACUUUUUUUCUUGAUGACUUCCUAUCGCCCUCUUCGCCUUCUCUACCUUCUUCCCCCUCCCUCCACAAUUCCCUCCAAACUCAUCCCAAUCUCUCCUCCCUCCCUCACCCGAACCUCAAGUCUCUACAUAAGCUCACGAGCAGCUUCGACCACACCCCCCUCCAGCCUCCUCUCCUCCCGCUGCUCGACGCGCUCAUCACAAGUCACGCUUGGGGCGUCGUCGGCACGGACGGGAGCACGUUCAGUACGUAUUUGGAGGGGGUGCUGUGGAGGGGUGCGUGGGGGAUGAGGGCGGUUGGGAGGGGUGGUGGGGGGUAG